CUCUUUCCGAAAGGUCCCCCGCUUUCUCUUCCCUACUUGCAGAAGGAAAGGGCUUUUCAUGCUUCAAUGGAUGCCUCAGUAGUUUAUGGUCUGGAUCUCCCGGAUGCACCGAAAGCCCUCGACGUCCCAAAGUCCAAUACAGGGCCCAGAAAUCGUCCCAGCGAUGAGUCGGAGACAAGUUAUACAGACGCUUUUAAAACAUACCUCCAUCAAUGGGUCGAGUGGGAUAAUAAAGUUAUUGAUCAUUUUGAAGCACGGUGUGGCAUCUAUGCGAUCAGGGCUAGCGAGACUCAGUGGCAUUUGAGCGGUGACGGUCGUAGAGAGUAUUUUACUUGCUGGCUACAGGACUUCGAUGUACUGAGAACUUGGUAUAAUGCACAUAAGGUGCACGGGCAAAGGGUUGCAGAGUAUAAAGAGCAUCUGGCACGAAUGAGUCUCGGAGAAUCUGAAGGCCGUAAAUAGUCCAUCGAAUUAAUUUCUCGAAACUUUCGUAGGGCAUAUUCACAGCUGCCAUACAUU
Molecule: messenger RNA, 519 nt
Organism: Fusarium odoratissimum NRRL 54006
Lineage: Eukaryota; Fungi; Ascomycota; Sordariomycetes; Hypocreales; Nectriaceae
Exons: 1
Coding region: 67-462 (131 amino acids)
Source: RefSeq, a predicted model, not a curated record